AUGGGCUUGUCGCCACUUCAAAAAUGCACGGCGGCUCUCCGUCAAUUGGCAUAUGGAGCCCCUGCCGACCAAUCCGAUGAAUAUCUAAGGUUUGCUGAAACCACUGCUAUCGACGGUUUGAUCAACUUCUGCAAAUGUGUAUAUGAAAUAUUUGGGGACCAAUACUUGAGAAGACCAACGGUAGCUGACACCCAACAUUUACUUGAAAUGCAUGAGCGAAGACAUGGUUUCUCUGGCAUGUUAGGAUCACGUAAUGAUAUAAAUGUGCUUUACGAAUCACCUCUAUUCAACAAAAUUUUGGAAGGAGGUGCACCAGAGGUUUAUUUUACAAUAAACGCCAUGACAUAUACUAAAGGAUAUUAUCUAACAGAUGGGAUUUACCCAACUUGGGCUACCUUCGUCAAGAGUUUUCCAUGCCCCGAGGAUCCGAAGAGAAAAAAGUUCAAGAAAAGACAAGAGGCAGCAAGAAAAGAUGUCGAGCAGGCAUUUGGAGUUCUCCAAGCUCGUUGGGCAAUAGUCAGAGGUCUAGUACGAUAUUGGUCGAGAGAUAUAUUGAGGGAUAUCAUGUAUACGUGUAUUAUUUUGCACAAUAUGAUUAUUGAGGAUGAGGGAGAAGCAGUAUCUAAUUGGAUGGGAGAUGAAGAAAAUCAUCCGAUGCGGGUAAAACAGGGCUCAACACCUGAAUUCCAAGAAUACUUCUGGAGAAAUUGCGAGUUGCGUGACAGUGAAACACAUCAUCAACUUCGAGCUGACUUGGUUGAACAUAUAUGGGCACUUUGA
Zingiber officinale is the source of this 780-nucleotide messenger RNA. RefSeq names its product protein ALP1-like. The transcript has 2 exons. Bases 1 to 780 code for a protein of 259 amino acids. The record is from RefSeq and is a predicted model, not a curated record. Lineage: Eukaryota; Viridiplantae; Streptophyta; Magnoliopsida; Zingiberales; Zingiberaceae.